AUGCGCCGCCGAGCGCCUCGCCGAUCGCCCAGCCCGCGCCAGCGCGCGCUCCAGACAGCGCGGCCCGGCGCCCGGCUCGGUCAGCGAGAACGGCCCGGCGGCUGGUGGGCGGCGGGCGGCGGCGCCCAGGGACGCCCGGUGCCGCUGGUGCCCGCUGAUGCCCGCGGCUACCGCCCCGCCGCCGCCCGCCGCGGGGGGCUUCCGACCGGCCGUGCCUUCCAGCCGCUGCCCGCUUUGCUCACUCGCGAUCUGCAUGGGAAGUUGGGCGCAAUGGACAGGGUCGUGUUGGCGUGGGUCGCGCUCUUUUGGCUAACGGCCAUGGUUGAAGGUCUGCAGGUCAGAGUGCCCGACAAGAAGAAGAUAGCCAUGCUCUUCCAGCCAACAGUGCUUCGCUGUCACUUUUCCACCUCCUCCCAUCAGCCCGCAGUUGUGCAAUGGAAGUUCAAGUCCUACUGCCAGGAUCGCAUGGGGGAGUCCUUGGGCAUGUCCUCCACCCGGAUUCAGUCUCUCAGCAAGAGGAACCUGGAAUGGGACCCUUACUUGGACUGUUUAGACAGCAGGAGAACUGUGCGAGUGGUAGCUUCCAAACAGGGUUCCACUGUCACCCUGGGGGAAUUCUACAGGGGCCGGGAGAUCACCAUCGUCCAUGAUGCAGAUCUUCAAAUCGGCAAACUUAUGUGGGGAGACAGCGGGCUCUAUUACUGCAUCAUCACCACACCUGAUGACCUGGAGGGCAAGAACGAGGACUCGGUGGAAGUGCUGGUGUUGGGCAGGACAGGGCUGCUUGCUGCUCUCUUGCCCAGUUUUGCUGUGGAGAUUAUGCCAGAGUGGGUGUUUAUUGGCCUGGUGAUCCUGGGAAUCUUCCUCUUCUUCGUGCUCGUGGGGAUCUGCUGGUGCCAAUGCUGCCCUCACAGCUGCUGCUGCUAUGUCCGCUGCCCAUGCUGCCCCGAUUCGUGCUGCUGCCCUCAGGCCUUGUAUGAAGCAGGGAAGGCAGCCAAGGCCGGGUACCCUCCCUCAGUCGCCGGUGUGCCCGGCCCUUACUCCAUCCCCUCUGUCCCUUUGGGAGGAGCCCCCUCUUCUGGCAUGCUGAUGGACAAGCCGCAUCCACCUCCCCUCGCACCAAGUGACUCCACUGGAGGAAGCCACAGUGUUCGCAAAGGUUAUCGGAUCCAGGCCGACAAAGAGAGAGACUCGAUGAAGGUCCUGUACUACGUGGAGAAGGAGCUGGCUCAGUUUGAUCCAGCCAGAAGGAUGAGAGGCAGAUAUAACAACACCAUCUCGGAACUCAGCUCCCUGCAUGAGGAAGACAGCAAUUUCCGCCAGUCUUACCAUCAGAUGCGAAGCAAGCAGUUCCCUGUGUCUGGGGACUUGGAGAGCAACCCUGACUACUGGUCAGGCGUCAUGGGAGGCGGCAGUGGGACCAGCCGGGGGCCCUCAGCCCUGGAGUACAAGGAGGACCGAGAGAACUUCAGGCACAGCCAACAGCGCUCCAAAUCAGAGAUGCUCUCCCGCAAGAACUUCGCCACGGGGGUGCCGGCCGUGUCCAUGGACGAGCUGACGGCCUUCGCCGACUCCUACGGCCAGCGGCCUCGCCGGGCCAACGGCAACAGCCACGAGGCCCGAGGCGGCAGCCGCUUCGAGCGCUCCGAGUCGCGGGCGCACGGGCCUUUCUACCAGGACGGCUCCCUGGAAGAGUACUACGGGCCGCGCAGCCGAAGCCGCAGCCGGGAACCGCUGACCGACGCCGAGCGCGGCUGGUCCUACAGCCCCCCGCGCCGGCGGCCGGCCGAGGACGCGCACCUGCCGCGCCUGGUGAGCCGCACGCCGGGCACGGCGCCCAAGUACGACCACUCGUACCUGAGCAGCGUGCUGGAGCGCCAGUCGCGGCCCGAGGCCGCCAGCCGCGGCGGCAGCCUGGAGACGCCAUCCAAGCUGAGCACACGGCUCGGCCCGCGCAGCGCCUCCUACUACGCCUGGUCGCCGCCCUCCACCUACAAGGCGGGCGCGGCGCAGGGCGCGGACGACGACGACGACGACGACGAGGACGACGACGAGGACGACGGGGACGCGCCCGACGACGCGCUGCCGCCCUACAGCGAGCGCGAGCUGAGCCGGGGCCCGUCCUACCGCAGCCGCGACCUGUCCUUCCACAGCAACUCAGAGAAGAGGAGGAAGAAGGACCCCGCCAAGAAAACAAACGACUUUCCAACCAGGAUGUCACUUGUGGUCUGA
Ochotona curzoniae (black-lipped pika) is the source of this 2232-nucleotide messenger RNA. RefSeq names its product immunoglobulin like domain containing receptor 2 (gene ILDR2). Gene Ontology annotation, cellular component: membrane. The transcript has 10 exons. Lineage: Eukaryota; Metazoa; Chordata; Mammalia; Lagomorpha; Ochotonidae. Gene Ontology annotation, biological process: pancreas development. The coding region runs from base 1 to 2232 and encodes 743 amino acids. The record is from RefSeq and is a predicted model, not a curated record.